CUGGGAAGGCCGGAGAAAGUCUGCGAAGGUCUGAAGGGGAAGUCGCGUUCUACCAGCUUCCGGAAGUGGCGGUUAAAGAAUGCCUCAUCAGAAGUAAAACAAAUGCUUAAAAAUGAAACAGAGUCAGAUAGUACUACUGAUCUCAGAAAGAAACUCCAUCGAGUGAAGAAAGAAAAAUUAGAAAUGACAACUAAGCACAACGCAGAGCUGUCAAGCUAUGAAAGCCAGAUUGCCAAACUUCGGUCUGAGGUUGAAAAAGGAGAAGCAUUGCGACAAAGUCUGGAAUAUGACCUGGCUGUUGCUAGAAAGGAAGCUGGUCUUGGAAGACGGGCUGCUGAAGAGAGAUUAGCUGAGGCCCAUAGGGUCCAAGAAAAACUCUGUGCUCAGAAUUCAGAGCUUCAAGGAAAGGCAAAUGAGAUUGAGAAAGCAUUUCAGACUUCCCAGCAGAAAUGGAAAGAGGAAUGCAGAAGAUUUGAACAUGAUUUGGAGGAAAGAGACAAUAUAAUUCAAAAUUGUAAUCGACAAUAUGAUUUGCUUAUGAAGGAAAAAAGCAGACUAGAAAAAACUCUACAGGAGCAAGAUAGUGCUGUACAAAAUAUGCACAAGAAAGUUGAACAGUUAGAAACAGAACAUAUGGACUGCUCUGAGCUUUUACGGCGACAAACAAGUGAACUUGAAUUUAGCACUCAACGAGAAGAACGUCUUAGAAAAGAAUUUGAA
Castor canadensis (American beaver) is the source of this 720-nucleotide messenger RNA. NCBI's taxonomy places the organism in Eukaryota, Metazoa, Chordata, Mammalia, Rodentia, Castoridae. The record is from RefSeq and is a predicted model, not a curated record.